This is a messenger RNA of Trichoderma harzianum CBS 226.95, 1184 nucleotides long. RefSeq lists its product as hypothetical. The record is from RefSeq and is a predicted model, not a curated record. Lineage: Eukaryota; Fungi; Ascomycota; Sordariomycetes; Hypocreales; Hypocreaceae. The transcript has a single exon. Bases 294 to 896 code for a protein of 200 amino acids.
CUGCACCGCGGUCUCCAGCAACUUUGAAACAAAAUUUCCCUCUUCCCAGGACAGAGCAAGGAGACUUACCCAACUCAAAAGCUUUGCCUUCUUCCAGUAUCUAAAGGGCGAGCGCCGUUAGUCGAAGCCACAAGCCAGGAGCAUGUCCCGCAGCGCGGGUGGCAUUACAAACCUCACCACAGCCCUUACAGGGGAACGCAUCGUCGGCCUCCAUCGGCGUCUCCAAAUACUCGUCCACGAUAGCGGAAGCCAUGGUGGGCUAGAGAGUGAACAGAGAGGGGCGAAAGGGGGGAAUGGCGCAGCCCAGAAUAUGUCAGGGCGGCGUUAUAUAUGUAUAUAUAUAUACAGGUCGAGUUUGUAUAUGUGCGCGAGCUCGCAGGCGGUGCGGUGUCCGACGUCUCGUCAGCAAAACGUCGAGGGCCGGAGUGUUAGAGGCGGGCAGGUUUGACGGCUACGGGCUGAGUAGGACAGGCAUCGAUGGCGAUACACAGGAAGCAAUCUGGUCCAGUCCAGUCCGUUGUCUCGUCGUCUCGUCGUGGCCAGAGCAGAGCAGAGGGGAGGCGUCUUUGGCGCAAGCUCUCGCAGCAAAUCGCGGACGGGCUGGGGCCGGUGCUACACAGAGCAAUGCAGUCGUUGCUGCAAGACAAGGGGUCGAGGCACCAGCGGGACAGCGAGCGUCUAAGGCGUUUGCGUCUAGCUGUAGCAGAGCUGAGCUGAGCAAAAGAAGGGAUCGAGAAGAAGAGCGGCGGAGGAGAGGCGGCGAGAUAGAGAGAAGAUGCUCCAGUCCAGGAUGGCCACGGGGAGGGGAUGUGCUGGCCGCCUGUACUCGUAGAAGCAGGUACCAGGGACUGCCACGCCAAAAGGACCCCCCAAAAAUAAUGGAGGACCCCCCAUAGAGCAAUCCCCAGUGAGGGUUAGAGGAUUAGAGGACCCCCCUCCCCCCCAUAGUCCCCUAAAACAGGUACGGAACAGGUACAUUGUCCAGCAACUGACAGGGUGUUACAAGUUUGCGCCAUUGCUUGUUAAGAUGGGAAGUACAUGUACCUAAAAUUAGACGGUGCAGAUUCAUGACCAAAAGGCUCUUUAGCACAUGAUUAGCGUCAAGCCACGCAAAUCAGCAUGCGCGUGAUGGUGAAGGGAAGUGUGAUGAAGAUUUGCGAUGAUGCGUGGUGAUUGGCCGGGCA